Molecule: messenger RNA, 2748 nt
Organism: Lotus japonicus
Lineage: Eukaryota; Viridiplantae; Streptophyta; Magnoliopsida; Fabales; Fabaceae
Product: DNA glycosylase/AP lyase ROS1-like
Exons: 19
Coding region: 1-2748 (915 amino acids)
Biological process (GO): base-excision repair
Molecular function (GO): DNA demethylase activity; 4 iron, 4 sulfur cluster binding; DNA N-glycosylase activity
Source: RefSeq, a predicted model, not a curated record
AUGAAGGUUGUUGAUAAAAAUAAGGGUUGGCUUUCACCAGAGACUCCGUCUAAACCCAAGAGGCAAUGCAUGGUGGAAGUUGAAGGAGGUGAUUGUGGUGUUGAGUCUUCCAAGAAAAGGAAGAACAAUGCAGUUGAAGUUAAUGGUGAUCGCUCACAUAUUAUAAUUAAAAAGAAGACAUAUCGACCUAAAGUGGCCACUCAAUUAUUCAAGAGAACAAAGAAAUCUGAGCCCAAAAGUAGGAAUUCUCCAAAACCUUCACUUCCAGCCAAGAAAAAUAUUUAUGUAAGGAAGGUUCCUAAAGAUCAGAGGUCAUUAUCUGGUGAAGACUUUGAUGCCUCUUUGCCAUUUCUGAAGAAUUUCAAAGGUUAUAAGUAUGAGCAGGGUGAGUUUGAGAAUCAUCGAUUGGGUAUUGGAUAUAAUUCGUUGCGACGGUAUCAAAAUGUGGCAAGUUUUUGUCAAGUGGAGAGCAGACGAAUCAGAGAAAACUUUCCAAAAAUGUGUAAAAGGAAACGAACUCGCGGAGAAAGACAAUGUUUGGAGAAACUUUUGCUCUCAUCCCCUUAUGUAAAGGGGAAAAGAUCGAAGAGUUUCACUAGGAAGAGAAAAUGCUGGACGGUUUUUAAAUCUGAAGACAACGCCAAAGUUAGUAGAGAAAUGAGACUUAUAAUCAACAAAAUUUGUUCUUUGAAGAAAAAGAGAGGGAAGCUAGUCGUUUGUGAAAAUUCAAGCGAAUUAGUUUCUUAUAAACAACCAUCCUUAGGUGUGGAUAUUUUACUUGAUGAAGAGACAUUACGAGUUUGGAAUUUGCUCUCGAAUGAACAAGGACAUGAAGAUAAUGAUGAGAUGAAGAGGCAAUAUUGGGAAAAUAUAAGAAUUGGCUACCGUGGUGUGGUUGAGUCUUUCAUAUCUCGUAUGAACAUUGUCCAAGGUGAUAGACGUUUCUCACCAUGGAAAGGUUCAGUUAUGGAUUCUGUAAUUGGAGCUUUCUUAACUCAAAAUGUGUCUGACCAUUUAUCAAGCUCUGCUUUCAUGACACUUGUUGCAAAGUUUCCUACUAAAAUUAACUCUGGAGAAUGUAGCAAGGGCCCAACUAUUCCAAAUAAACAAGAAUUGGAUCAAAAAAAGAGUUCAAAUUUCAUGGUUAGAGAGACAGAGUCUCCUCCUUGCAUGGACUUUGAUAAGGAAAAAUCAGUCAACAUAAAGAAAAGUGCCAAUCAAGUGAAAAAAGAGAAGUUAUUGGAAAAGGAACGAUUAUGGGAUUUAUUAAGAAAACUCAAUACUAGAUUCCACCGACCCUGUGAUCAAAUGGAUUCUGCUGAUUGGGAAGCUGUAAGAUGUGCUGAACCUAAAGAAGUUGCAAAAGCUAUUUCAUCUCGUGGUCAACACAAUAUUAUUGCCGGAAGAAUACAGAGGUUACUCAAUAUGCUAAUGGAGUCAAAUGGAAGCGUGGACUUGGAAUGGCUAAGACGUAUUCCACCAAAGGAAGCAAAGGAAUAUCUUUUGAAUAUAUAUGGACUGGGAUUAAAAAGUGUAGAAUGCAUACGCCUUUUAACACUUCAACAUAGGGCUUUUCCGGUGGAUGUAAAUGUUGGAAGAAUUGUUGUACGUUUGGGAUGGGUUCCCAUCCAAUCAUUACAUGAACCAAUUAAAUUACAUAAUCUAGAGGAGUUUCCACAUCCUAACAAAGUUCAACAAUAUCUUUGGCCACGACUGUGCACUCUAGAUCAGCGUACAUUGUAUGAGUUACAUUAUCAGCUGAUAACCUUCGGAAAGGUUUUUUGCACAAAGAAAACACCCAAUUGCUCAGCUUGUCCGAUGAAGAAUGAUUGUAAAUAUUAUGCAAGUGCUCUUGCAAGUACAAAGUUGGCUUUACCCCAAGGCAACUUAACCAAGGUAGUGAGUCAACAAUAUGAGCCUAUAAUUGAGAUGCCACCAUCACCGGAACAUGAAAACUCAAAAUUGGGUGAAUUAGAAGUAAAUAACAAUGACGAGUUUUUCAAGAAUGAUUUUCAUGAUGAUAUAACUGAAGAUAUUGAAGACCUUCCAACAAUCAAGCUGAAAAGUCAUGAAUGCUUCUCAAAAGCACAUGAUUAUUCUUGUGAAAAGUCUGAGCAUGUCAUGAAUAUGUCAACAACUUUGGUCACGUUAGAUGCAGAUGCUGCAAAUAUUCCCUUGCCAAAAAUGAAAAGUGUUAGUCGCUUAAAGACCGAGCGUUUGGUCUAUGUUCUUACUGAUGAUCACCCUCUCCUAAAAGAGCGUGAUCCGCGAGAACUUGAUGAUCCUUCUCCUUACCUUCUGGUUGUAUGGACUAAAGGGGAAUUAGAAAUCUCAUCCGAGUCAACCAAGGAUAACCUGCUGGAGGACUGCAAUAGUCUAACCGUUCCUGGAACUCUUUUGAUACCGUGUCGAACUGCAAUGAGAGGACGUUUCCCACUUAAUGGAACAUACUUUCAAGUUAAUGAGGUUUUUGCUGAUUACGCUUCAAUGAUACACCCAAUCAAUGUUCCUACAAAAUGGUUAUGGAAUUUAAAGAAAAAAAUAGUAUAUUUCGGGACAGGAACAUCAUCAAUAAUGAGAGGUUUGUCAUUGGAGCAAAUUCACGCUUGUUUUCAGAAUGGUUUUGUAUGUGUGAGAGCAAUGGAUGCAAAGACUAGAGCUUCGAGGCCUAUAUCAUCUAUAUUGCAUCGCAACACAGUUACCAAAGUUGGAAAGGAAAACAAAAAUGUUCUGGUUAAUGAGAAAUAG